Molecule: messenger RNA, 993 nt
Organism: Perkinsus marinus ATCC 50983
Lineage: Eukaryota; Perkinsozoa; Perkinsida; Perkinsidae
Product: syntaxin, putative
Exons: 10
Coding region: 1-993 (330 amino acids)
Biological process (GO): intracellular protein transport; exocytosis; vesicle fusion
Cellular component (GO): endomembrane system; SNARE complex; plasma membrane
Molecular function (GO): SNARE binding; SNAP receptor activity
Source: RefSeq, a predicted model, not a curated record
AUGCAAAUAGAUCGACUGCAGCAGCUACAGGAUGCUGCACGAGAGCGGGGGAUCAUCGUCAAGGUUCACAUACUUGGUGUAGCAGGAGCUGCAGCGGCGACCUCAGCAGCAACAACGGCUGCUGCUGCUGACAUCAAGGCGAGCCCAGUGUUCGAUGCCUCGUCAGCAGCGCCGACUGACUAUGAGACGCAGGAGAGCCCAGUGCAGGGACAGCGGGUCGGCACUGGAACGGAGGUAGCAGCCUUCCUGGGUGUAUCUUGGAAGGCUACUGAAGCUAAAGCAGAGGCCGAUAAACGUCAGUCUAUGGACGAGUUCUAUGCACAGGCUGGGGAGGUCCAACGUGGUCUCGGCCUGAUUAACAAGAAUCUCGACCUGUUGGAUCAGAAACGAAUAGAUGUCAUUAACGCUACCAGUCAGCAACAAGAGCAAGCUAUACGGGACAGUGUUGAUGAGAUUGUCAGCGACGUCAACCGGAGCAUGGUGGGAACCAAAAAGAAGAUAGAAGCUAUGGGAGAAUCCACCAAAACGUUCGAGACUAAAUAUGCGUCUAAAUGUCACAUUGCGUCGGAACUCCGCAUACGUAACGGGAUGGAGCAGGCCGGCCUACGACGGCUAAAUGAAUAUUUGAAGCGUUUCCAAAAACUACAGUCGGACUUUAACAGCGACAUUCGGGAGAAAGCUCUUCGGCAACUUGCCAUCGCGGUCCCUGCUGCAACAGAGGCCGAGAGGGAGGCUAUGGUUGAUGAAGGAGUGCAACCACAGGAACAGUACUUCCGGUCCACGCAAGAUAGGAUCACUAAGCUGCAGGGCCUCAGGGAUAGAUAUGAAUCGAUUCAAAGAUUGGAGCAGUCGAUUCAAGAAGUAAAUCAAAUGAUGAUCGAACUUGCGUUGGUCGUGGAACAACAAGGGGAGAUGCUCGAUUCUAUAGAGUUUAACGUUGUUAACACUAAGAACAAUGCUGGUGAGUUAAGUCCAUCAACGAAUAACUGUUAG